CGUUACUGUUUCGAUCGCUUUAUCUUCGGCUUUGGUGCGAAAAUCAGAACUUUCUCACUCUUCUGCAAGUCCUAGAGAGAGUGGCAGGGAGAGGGAGAGGGAGAGUGGGAGAGAAAGAGAGCUUAAGGAGGUAGCCAUUUGCGUCCUUUUCUUGGAGCUUAAGCACUGUAAAUUUAAGCUUCACAAAGCCGCGGUUUUGAUCAGCUCCUGUAAAAGUACCUUCAGCAGCGACGCCGUAAAUCCCGCCGUUGAAGAACCCUAAUUCUCUUAGCUUAGAUCAGACUCGGAGCACCAAGUGAACCUCCUCCUCCAUUUCUUCGUCCUUCCGGGCCUUUCAGUAAUUUUACUUCGCCAUCUUAUUUGUUGCUCGGCUAGUGUGGAAAGAAAAAAGAGUGAUAGCCUUCCUCAUUUUGUGUCUUUUUUCUCCUUUCUUUGAGUUUUUGUUGAAUUAGCUCGGAAAUGUUUGUGCAUGGGUAAUUCGUUUAUGUUAUGUGCAGAAUUGAGAUGGCAGUGUCUCCUUGUGAGAAGUAUCUUACAAGGUUCUGAGUCUUUUGCUGGGCAAUUUCCUGAAGGAUGCCAGAAUAAAUUCCCUUAGAAUUUUCAUUUUGGGGUUAACAGGUGAUGCUAUUUUUGAAUUAAAUCAAGCAUAGCUGCUCGUGUAAUUUUGGGUAUGAGGUGUUUCGAGCCACGAUGAUGUUAUAUAAGGGCUAAACCACUUUCAGAAAAAAAGAGGAGUGGCUGGGUAUAUCUUGGUGGCUGGCUUUUUAAUGCCUGGUAACGGAGUUGAAGAUAGGAUCCACAAGUUAUAUGGGCCAGAUAACUCUUACCUAGACCAGCACCAAUCUCAAGCUGUCGAGGAUAGUUGGCCUGGGUUUAACUGCAAUCCAUGGGUUGGGAAAUGGAGGCAGAUUGGGGUAGCUCCAAGUUGUGAUGUAAAAAGCUUCAACCAUAAAAAAUUAGAUUCUGUGAAAAGGCAUGGCGGUGAAUCUUUGAGCGCAUUCUUUAACCAAAACCGUGAGCAUUCCAACAUUUACUCCAGAAGCCAACAGCUGAGUUCAAAUGAAGAUAUGCUUGGAUGCCACAAAUUCCUGGCAAGGCAAAGACAAUCAGAGGUUUUGGGUGAAAAUACAGUUUAUGAUCCACAGGCUAUAACUUCAAGAUGUCUUUCCUUCCUUAUUCCACAGCAGGAAAAUGUGUCUGGGGAUAGUCCCACCCUAACAACAAAUUCAGAAAGGUCAGAAAUUACCGAAGCUUCCAUCGACUUUGACUUAGUUGGAGGGAAACAGCAGCUUGUUAGGGGCCAACAACUACAUACUCCACACACUCACCAAAUGCAGUCUGGGUACAAUGAAAUGCAGUUGCUGCAGCAGCACGUUGUGUUCAAGCAGCUACAAGAACUUCAGAGGCAGCAACAACUUCAGCACUUUGGUGAUUCUAGGCAGCAGAAUUCUGCAAACCAGAUUUCUGCAAUGACUAAACAAGCUGCUGGGGCUCAGAUUUCACCUGUCAUCAAUGGAACUCCUGUUAAUGAUGCAUCACACGUGCUUAUGAACUGGAUGCAGCAAGGUCCCUCUCCCACUGUGCAAGGUGUAUCUAGCAGAGUCGUAGUUUCACAAGAUCAAGGUCAGGCUUUGCAUUCCAUGGGUCUGGCUUCUCAACAGCUUGAUGUAUCCUUAUAUGGCACUCCUAUUGCUAGUGCAAGAGGUAGUAUGAGUGAAUAUUCCCAUCUCCACGGGAUGUCUCAUGAUUCUACAAAUUUGUUGACUAAGGUUAGUGUUCAGGCACAGAAGCCUAUUACACAAUCAUCAAGCUUCAGUAGCCCCCUUGUAGGUGAUCAGGUUACUGUUUCUUCAGAGCAGGUUUGCUUUCCCCAAGAAGGUUUCAUAUCCAAACAAAGACUUCAGGGAAACAAUAUGUUUGGACAGAUUCCUGUUCAGGGGUUGAAUAGUACUGUUGUUUCGAGCAAUCUCCAACUGGGGAAUACUCUGCAAAAGAAUGCAUCACCAACGGAAUUUAAUGGGAGGCCAGAGCGAGCUGGUUGGUCUGGAACCUUGCAGCAGAAAAAUAUGCGGCUUGGCCCUUCUCAGGGUUUGGUUCCUCUAGAUCCGAUGGAAGAGAAGAUUUUGUACAAUCUGGAUGAUAACAUCUGGGACACUUCUUUUGGUGGGCACAUUGACAUGGGCACUGGAGGCUUUGGAAUUACACUGGACCCAACAGACCAUUCGAGUGCACUUCCUGCUAUUCAAAGUGGAAGCUGGAGUGCUCUUAUGCAAUCUGCAGUUGCAGAAGCUUCUAGUAGUGAUACUGGGCUACAGGAAGAGUGGAGUGGCUUAACUUUUCAGAACUCAGAACUCUCAACUGAUAAUCAGCCUUCAAAUGCUAUGGAUAGUGAAAAGCAACAAUCAAGUUGGCUUGAUAGCAACCUACUGAGUACUGCCUCCUUAAGUUCAAGACAUUUUCCUGCAUUUAAUGAGUCUAGUGUGAGCUCUAGCUUCCCUGGCUUUCAUCAACCAGGCGUCCAGUUCUCAAUUGAGCAGAGAGAUACACUGCACCAGGAUGAUUCUCAUGAAUCAAUUCGGAAGUCUCCCAAAAACAGUGGUGAGUGGAUUGAUUGUGGCCAUAAACAAAAAUCAUCCAUUGAAGGACGUCGACCAGUUCAACCACUUGUGUCAUUGGACAGUGCAUGGACUGGUCAGAUUUUUGAGCACCCAGAAAGCGAUUCCCAUCGGCAAAGAAAUGCCUCAAUUAACAAUGUUAGCCAACCAUGCAGUGAACUAAAAGGUGAUAUCAAUGAAGCUACAUACCAGGGGAGGAGUUUUGAUGAUUGUCUGCGGGAGAGCGAUAAUAGUUCUGUUGCAAGUUAUUUUUCUAGACCAGCUAGAGGAUUGGAGCCAGUACACUCUGGCAUGGAUGGUACUCUGCCCAGCAGAGAAAAUUCACAAAUAUUUAACUUUGCUGCUGUGCCAAAUUCAAGCCCUUCCAAGGCCUUUCGAGAAACCGGUCAACAUAAUCAGCUUGAUUAUGUUAAGAGUGCUGAUAUAUCUAGGAACAAGGAAAAUCAGAGCAUGGCUAAAAACCAGCAUCAGAUGAGUAAUGGUUCUUAUGUUUUGCAUAACUAUCUUGAGAAAGGAGGUGGAACAGAUGGGAUGCAGCAGAAAUGCUACCAAAACGACAACUCUUAUGAAAACUAUGGCUUGAAAGGAUUUAGUGGGCAAGAGCAAGAACAUGUUGGACAGCUCAAAUUCAUUAAUAAUGUUCAUAGAAGUGCCUUGACCUUGGAUAAGGGACAUUUACUGGAUUAUCAAGGAAACUCAAAAGCUUCAGAGAUAGCUUCUAGAGAUGACCUGGAUCCAUCUACUACCUUUCGCAGAUCCGUUCAUCCCCAUUUUGAAAAGCUUUCCGCUCCAACAAGUGAAAAUAUGCUUGAGCUUCUUCAUAAGGUUGACCAAUCUGAGGAGAACAGCAGUAUACCUCAUUUUGGCUCUAGAGCCUGUGAUUCAUUGGUGUCUGAGACAGAGACUCCUGAUGGAUCUGUUGCUCAUUUGUAUAAUCAGUCAGCUGCUUGUCAAGGAUUUGCCAUGAAACUGGCUCCUGCAUCUCAACAGCUGUCCAAUAUGAACCCUUUCAUUUCAUCACAGGAUAUGCCAGAAGUAGAAUGUAAUCUAAGUUUUAGGCAAGCCAAUUCUGAGAUAGAGAAGAACCAGACCUGGUUAGCGUACCCAUCUGUUCAGUCAUGUUCUUCAUCGCGCGAAUCAUCUCAAAGAUCACAUUGGGAUAAUAAAUUUAGAAUUUCAGGACAGACAAGCAUCCCCUCAUCUUUAUAUAUGCCUGGUGUUGCAGCUUUUACAUCAAGUGCUCCAUAUAUAAGAAAUCAGCUUCAAAUGCAGGACAUGCCAAAUGCACCUCUGGCAUGUUCAUCUUCACAGGCAACAUUGGCUGGUACAGUUAGCAGAUACCCACCGUUUGACCUUGCUCCCUCUCAGCUUCCUGUUAUGUCAGGCUUGCAUCAGCAGGGUUCAUUUUCAGAGAGACCGCACAACGUAUGGACAAAUGUACCAGUUCAGCAACGUCCUUCUGUUGUAGAAUCUCUUAAGGUUCCAGCUAUGGAUCCGUCAACAAAUCGCUGGGAAACUUCACUGGUGCCACCAGGGAUAAAUGACCAAAAUUCCGAGAAAGUUGGAUAUGGAUCAUCAGAAUUUGGCACAUCUCCAAGGAAUUCACAAGGAUUUGAACAUGGGGCAGGUCAGCAAGAGGGAGGGAGAUCUCAGAUACAAAAAUCAUCUGAGAUACAUGAUGCUUCACAGACUCAUAGUUUGCCUGAUGCAGAUGCUUUUUCCUCUGGCUCAUUGUUGGCUCAUUCACACCAGCUGGACCUCGAUAGAAUACAGCAUGAAGACAACAAUGCUCCUUCUCCCUCUGAAAGAAUUAUUGGAACCAUUGGUCAUUCUCUAAAACUAUCACAUGUUUCUCAUCCGAAUUACUCCCUACUGCCCCAAGUGCAGGAAAUGAAGAAUGUGGAUACUGAUCCAAGUAGGAGAGUUUCGGAUGUUGAGCAUGUGGCUGCCACUGAUGCACCACAGCUAACAUAUGAAGAGAAUUCCAAGUUCAGAAACCAGUCGGAUACUGGACUGGCGUCAGCAUCCCAAUUCAACACAUCACUAUCUGAGGACACUAAAAUGCAAAGUUUUGUGACAGAAGCAAGAGAAAACUUUGGCAUAAAAGCUUCAUCACAGCCUGCUCUUCUAGAUAGGCCUCAAGCGAUGGUCACGACUGGUCAAAAUGAUUUUUUGAGUCAAUCUACUACCAGUAACGUGUUAUCAAAUCAUGCAGGGCAUCCCCAGAUUAAUUUGCGCAUGGCACCCUCAUUGUUUAAACAGUACGAGGCUUUCAGACAUGGACAGAUGCCACUGUUAUAUGAUGGAAGACAUGCAAAGACUGCUGCAGGACAGUUCUCUCUGUGGAAGCCUUCCCAGAAUUUGGAUAUAUUUUCUUCUGGGGGACGAAUAGAUGCUGCUGAUGCUAGUGAAUCCCUUUCAGCCCCUUAUUCAUUGCCUUCGGAUGGUACCAAUCAAUGCAUGGCGAAUGUGAGACCAAAAAAACGGAAAGCUGCAACAUCUGGUCUUCUACCAUGGUGCAAAGAAGUAACACAAAGUUCUCAAAGGGUUCAAAAUAUCAGUGUUGCAGAACAUGACUGGGCAAAAGCCACAAAUCGAUUGAUUGAGAAGGUGGAAGAUGAGGCUGAAUUGGUUGAAGAUUGGCUGUCAAUGUUUCGAUCUAAGAAAAGGCUUAUCAUGACAUCACAGCUUAUGCAGCAAUUGUUUUGCCCUGCACCAAUGUCCAUUCUCUCAUCAAGGGCUGUUUCGCAAUAUGAUACUCUGGCAUACUCUGUUGCCAAAUUAUCACUAGGAGAUGCAUGUAGCCUGACCUCUUGCACAAUUAAUCGUUUUUUGUAUGUACCGCUGAAUAACAACACCUUGAUUUCAGAAAAGCUCAAAGCUUUUGAGGGUGUUGAUGACCAGUCCUUUUCAGAAGUUGUAGAAGACUUCAGCAAUAGAGCAAAGAAGUUGGAAAUUGACUUACUCAGAUUGGACAAGGUGGCAUCCAUUUUAGACGUAAGAGUGGAAUGCCAGGAGUUGGAAAAGUUUUGUGUCAUUAACCGCUUUGCCAAAUUCCACAUCCGGCAAGCAGAUUCCUCUGGAAACUCUUCUUCCUCCAGUACUGUUACCCCUGCACCAAAACCCAAUCCCCAGAGAUAUGUCAUUGCACAUCCAAUACCUAGGAAUCUACCGGAGGGGUUACAAUGUCUUUCACUGUGAUUAUCAAAUUGAACAAUCCCCUUCCCAAUCGAACCCGUUAUACAUUCCUUGUCCAGUCCAUAUCCCACAAAUGGAUCUCUUUCAUCUGCGUAUAUGCUGGCACAAUGAAGGGAGCAUUUCUUGAUGGUAUGCGAAGCAACUCAACCACAAGUAACGACGGUCGCUUAUUCAAUCUUGAACUGAGGUUGAUUGGUAUCAAUUUUGAGAGAGUACAUAGUAUUUCCUGUAUAUUUUGAUGGAUUUCCAAGGAGAAUAGGUAGUAAUCUUUUCAUAUAAUAGCAAGAGGAUCGUUGCUAUGGAUGUUUCUCUAGUCUCAAGUUACAUAUAUAAUAAAUAAGUUAUAGGAAUAUCGGUUAGCUAU
Molecule: messenger RNA, 6177 nt
Organism: Juglans microcarpa x Juglans regia
Lineage: Eukaryota; Viridiplantae; Streptophyta; Magnoliopsida; Fagales; Juglandaceae
Exons: 10
Coding region: 768-5816 (1682 amino acids)
Source: RefSeq, a predicted model, not a curated record